This is a messenger RNA of Zea mays, 720 nucleotides long. RefSeq names its product 40S ribosomal protein S14. Lineage: Eukaryota; Viridiplantae; Streptophyta; Magnoliopsida; Poales; Poaceae. Gene Ontology annotation, molecular function: structural constituent of ribosome. The record is from RefSeq and is marked validated. Gene Ontology annotation, cellular component: ribosome. Gene Ontology annotation, biological process: translation.
CUUCUGAAGUUUCGGCGGCGGCGUAGGUAGCGGCGGUCUCAACCCCAGGCGAGCUCGGCUCCGGUCACCCGUCGAUCCACGCAACCAUGUCGAGGAGGAAGACCAGGGAGCCCAAGGAGGAGAACGUUACCCUUGGACCCACUGUCCGUGAAGGAGAGUUUGUCUUUGGUGUUGCUCACAUCUUUGCAUCCUUCAAUGACACCUUCAUUCAUGUCACUGAUUUGUCUGGGAGGGAAACUUUGGUUCGGAUCACUGGUGGCAUGAAGGUUAAGGCUGAUCGUGAUGAGUCGUCUCCUUAUGCUGCUAUGCUUGCUGCUCAAGAUGUUGCACAGCGUUGCAAGGAGCUCGGUAUCACCGCGCUGCACAUUAAGCUUCGUGCAACUGGAGGCAACAAGACCAAGACCCCUGGACCUGGUGCUCAGUCUGCUCUCAGGGCUCUUGCUCGUUCUGGGAUGAAAAUUGGACGCAUUGAGGAUGUUACCCCGGUUCCCACUGACAGCACUCGCAGAAAGGGUGGUAGGAGGGGAAGGAGGCUGUAGGCGUGUAUCCUUGCUAUUUGCCAUCACUUUGCACUGGCCUCUGGGUAGCGUUGCUGUUUAUUAGCUUGCCAAAAGGAGUUUUAAUUUUGCUCAUUUUGCUCUAUGUCGAGGAUCAUUUACUGUUAGCCGAAUCUAUGAUGUGCAUUGAUAAUGUUUUGGUUGAGGAAUUGACAAUUAUGCU